Molecule: messenger RNA, 1300 nt
Organism: Chironomus riparius
Lineage: Eukaryota; Metazoa; Arthropoda; Insecta; Diptera; Chironomidae
Source: the annotation of a GenBank genome assembly
GUGCAAUAAAAAAAAAAAAGUUUUUCCGUGUAUCCAAAAGUUCCACUGCGUGAAGUAAUUUUUACUGAAUUUUAUGAUUAUUGUGAAGCAAUUAUAGCGACAAUGAUGAUGAGCAUAAAGGGUGGAUAUUUAAUUUUCAUUAUUCUGCUAAUUGGAUUAAAUCAUUUGAGAGCGGAUGAGGAUAUAACCGAAGCAAUUAGUGAUACAACUGAUGCAACUACCACACAGCCAUUUGAAUUAGAUUUGAGUGAAAAUACAGAGGAAUCGCUGAGAAGUGAAGAUAGUAAUGAGGAAGACGAAGUAAAAAAUCCAACAAUUCAACGUUUGCCAGCUGAUUCAGAAUCAAUUCGUGACAAUAUUGUUGAUAGUGAAUUUGAUUGUGAAGACACUGAGCCAGGUUACUAUGCGGAUAUGGAGAAUGAUUGUCAGAUUUUCCACAGAUGUGUUCAAGGCCACGAGGGUGUCUACUCAUUCAUAUGUCCAACAGGAACACGCUUUGAUCAACGUGUACUCGUGUGCGUUUGGGAACAUCAGUAUAACUUUGACUGCUCACAAUCGAGAAAAUAUUAUCAUGACUCGAAUCGUGCAUUCCUUGGCAACUUGACAGCAGAAGAGACUUUAAAUGAGAAUAUUAAAAAUUCACAGGAAAUUAAGACUGUGGAGAUUAUUGAGCAUCACACAAGUCGUCCAUUAAAGGAAGAAGUUAAGCUUUAUGAGAUUAUUCCAACAGAAGAGCUCUCAAUAACAAGUGACGAUGAAUCUCCAAUGGUUGAGAUAAACUCAAUAGAAGAAGCUGAAAAGAAUUCGAUUGAUGAAAAGGAAGUCGAAAGUGUAAGUGAGGAAAUGGAAGAGUCAAAUGACUAUCAAGCAGAACUCAUUCCAAGUUCCACAAAUCAUAUUGAUGCAAGCGUUGCAACAUCAGACAUUUCUGACUCAACAUCAUCAUUCGAUGUCGAUUCCGAAGAAACGCCACAGCCACCACACAAGUAUAUUUCACUAUCCGUACUUGAUCCAAUCAUUGAAAUGCCUGGCGAUGAUGAUCAAACGCAAGAAUCUGUAACGACAAUUCGCAAUAUUCGUAAGCGAUCUGGAAGUCAUCGAAGACGGUUCUUAUUCAAAGCAGAUGCACAUUAAGUAGAGUAAAGCAAGAUUUUUUAUUUCUUAGAUUAAUCUUUCUCUUUUGUUUCCAUUAUUUUUAUGGCCUAAACUUAUGCAAGUUUGCUACUGCAAGAGAUGUAGAUCUGGAAACAAAAAAAAUCUAUUAAGUGCUGAAUAAAAUAAUAGAAACGAUGAUGAAUUA